Messenger RNA from Phragmites australis (common reed), 1682 nucleotides. RefSeq names its product RNA pseudouridine synthase 7. Lineage: Eukaryota; Viridiplantae; Streptophyta; Magnoliopsida; Poales; Poaceae. The transcript is spliced from 12 exons. The record is from RefSeq and is a predicted model, not a curated record. Gene Ontology annotation, molecular function: RNA binding; pseudouridine synthase activity. Bases 118 to 1281 code for a protein of 387 amino acids. Gene Ontology annotation, biological process: pseudouridine synthesis.
AUGUCAGACUCAGGCCUACCAGCCUUAGCAGCUCGCGGCUUCACGCUCGGGUGCUGACAGCCGAAGCGGAGCGUUUCCCUGGCUUCCCCACGGAGCUGAGCCGCCGAUUCGCCUGAGAUGGCGGCGCCUCCGGGGGGAGCGGGUAUCGUGUGGCAGACGCCGGCCAACCAGCCGGAGCCGCACGAUUACGUCUUCCGCAACGGUCGGCGCUACGUGAGGCCUUACUACUUCGAGUUCAUCUCCCAUGUGAAGAACAGAUGGGCUGGGAAGACCAUUGUUGACCUCUUCACUGAUGAGUUCAAGGGACGCUCUCGAGAAUACUAUGUUCGUGCAGUGAAGUGUGGGAGACUUCAGGUGGAUGGGCAAAUGGUUCACGCGGACUAUAUCGUGAAAUCAUCACAAAAGAUAAGCCACUUCUUGCACAGGCAUGAACCACCUGUCUUGGCUGGUGAUAUCUCAAUACUUCAGAAUGAAGUUGAUGUCCUAACUAUUUGCAAACCAGCUUCGGUUCCAGUUCAUCCAUGUGGCCAAUAUCGCAAGAAUACUGUAGUUGGGAUUCUGCAGGCUGAGCAUGGGUUAACACCCCUAUUUCCAGUGCAUCGGUUAGAUCGUUUGGUUUCAGGUCUCCUUAUAUUUGCAAAAAAUGCCAACAGAGCCGAAUGUUUCAGGCAACAGAUUGAAGCUGGUCUGCUGCAAAAAGAAUAUGUGGCCAAAGUUGUUGGAGUAUUUCCUGAUGGUGAGCAAACUGUUGACGCUAAUGUAAACUUCAAUGCACGGGAAGGAAGGAGCACUGUGGAGAUUAAUGAUGGUGCUGGUAAAAGCCCAACUGGAAAGCAAGCACUCACCAGGUUCCAAAGGAUUUGCACUGAUGGAACUCACAGUAUUGUCUUGUGCAAACCUGUGACUGGUCGAACUCACCAGAUUAGGGUGCAUCUAAAACACACUGGUUAUCCAAUAGCUAAUGAUGAGCUCUACCUAUCGGGGAAUUUUUGUCCACGUUCCACAAAGGGGACAAGUGCUGCUAGUGCAGCAACUGUUCCAUCGGAUCCAGACAGUUGUGCUGCUGACCAUGUCAGCGAAGAUGCAGAAGCAGAUGAGGAAUUCGAUAUUGAUCCAAUGUGCACAAACUGUCCAAAUCUUGCUCCCAUAGGUUAUGAUGGAGAUGAGGAGGGACUAUGGUUGCAUUGUGUGCGAUACACUGGUCCUGAUUGGAGCUAUGAAUGCCCUUAUCCUGACUGGGCGUUCCUCGAUAGUGUGUCAACCAAGAAGAUGAAGUCAUGAUGUAGCAAUUUAUUUCAUGGUGAACACAGUAAGCACACCAAACUGAAUAACCAAAAUUUUGGGGUGUCCAAUGAUCAGGGUUCCCAGGACAGUAAAAACCAGCUGAAAGCCAAUCAAACAAGCCAAGUCUGGUUUUUGUUACCCGCGUCGGGUCCAGCACAAUUCAUGGCUCACCUCUUAAUCCACUCUUUGAAAUUCAACAUACAUUAGCCCAGCCUAUGAUUGCUUCCAUGUCCAUGGCUUUCCUGUGUUAUGAUGUAUGGAUGUGACGUUGCAAGUAGUCCAUAUGGCAUAUGGUAGCAAGGAUCCCUAGGUAGUUUAGCCACAUUGGCUUCAUACCUCCAUUUCUGUUUGAGCAUCAUGUACCUUAGCAUCUUUCUGAAGGCCACUGGGAGUCAUGU